GUAACAUGUUCGGCUGCCGCCCCACGAGCCCCAAGGCAGGGGUAGAGGAGCAUCUCGCUACCAUGCUCGGUGGAAUUCGCAAGGGGUGCUGAUCCUGACGCAUUCCAAGGAGAGCAGCCACACAUUAACACAGAAAGGAGUUCCGAGGAAUCCGGCAGGUGGAUAGGCCAUCACCUAUCAAUCCCACAUUUUGUCACCAUUCUCUUCCCGUCAACAACUACAUCUAAUAGUAUCUACGACCAACAACUUGGGAUUCGAACCAUGGAGCCUCCCCAGCACGGACAAAGCCAGCUGGUUCGUAUUGCCGAAGACAUCCUAAGCCACACCAAAAGGCUUGUUUCCUGUCUGUCGGAUCGCUCUUCCGCUCCGCCAACAAGCCUCGAGGUUGGUGCGCACUCCGAGCUUUGGGUUUCUGAUAUACACGAUGGCGGCGAUAGUACCAUCGAACAACACCGCAACGCCUUGCGCGGCCUCGUGCAGCAGUUGGAAAAGCUGGUAGAAGGACCCCACGGCUUCCUGCACGAGUAUGUCUCCACAAACUGGGAGCACGGCGCCUUGUAUGCUCUCCUCGAGUUUGGUAUCUUGGAGCAAAUCCCGCUCGACGGAGCCAUAUCCAUUGCUCAACUGGCCGAGAGGCGGGGACACUUGCCCUCCGAGAAGCUGCUGCGCGUCUGUCGAUUGGUUGCCUGUGCCGGCAUCCUGAAGGAGACGGAGGAAGGCGUGUUUGCGCAUACCGCCAUCUCUGAGGAGUUGGUCAGGGAUGCAGGGUUCAGGUCGUGGGUUGCGUUUCAGCUGUACGAGACACGGGUAGCAAGCGCCCAUCUGGCCGAUUCGCUACGGCAGAGCAAUCCUUUCUGGGAAGGGCAGUCAGCGUUCGAGUACGCAUGGGGUCUACCGAUGUAUGACUGGCAUGCGAAGCAUCCAAGACAGGGCCAGCGGUUUGCCGAGGCUAUGGAGAGCGUUUCAAAGAAUCUCGAUCCUGGAAACAGCAUGAUCCUGUCCUGGUUCUCGGCCCAGUCCGGAAUCCACGAAGACGAGACGGCACUUGUUGUCGAUGUCGCGGGUAAGACGGGUUCGUUUGCUGCGGAGCUGGCCCGCAGCUUCCCAAAACUCAAGUUCGAGGUCCAAGACUCGUCCGAGACGUUAUUAAGACGCGGACAAGAGAGCUUGCAGCAGCCGCUGACAAACAGAGUGAUCUUUCGGCAGAGGGAACUCUUUGCCAUGCGUUCUUUCGACGAACACGUUCAGGGAGAAGAACUCUUGCCGCGCGUCUUCCUCUUGCGCAGCGUCCUCUGGUGUCUCAAUGACGAGUCCUGCAUCAGACUGUUGCGCAGCUUCAUACCCGCUCUCCAACAUGCCAGCCGCCCUGCGCUUCUGAUCAAUGAUCUGGUGUCGCCGGUCUGGGGCACCUUCGAACCGCACAUUGAGAGGGCAUUCCGCCGGCGCGAUGUGACUGUCAUGACGAUGCACAACGCUAAACAGAGGACGUCAGCCGAAUGGGAUGCGCUGUUCCGGGCGGCCAGUGAUCGCUUCCGGAUCGAGUACCGGGAGGCGUAUAGCUCACACAGCUGUCGUGGUCUCUGGACGAUCCAGCUGGAUGCUACCGAUGCAGGUGGUCGGAGUUGAUUGAGAAGAGAAACCAGUUUGUUAGAAGCAUGCCGGCAGACUAGGUAGACAAAUCACACUUGCAAAUCAC
Messenger RNA from Chaetomium strumarium, 1696 nucleotides. Its product is annotated as putative O-methyltransferase. The transcript is spliced from 4 exons. Gene Ontology annotation, molecular function: O-methyltransferase activity. Bases 262 to 1626 code for a protein of 454 amino acids. The record is from RefSeq and is a predicted model, not a curated record. Lineage: Eukaryota; Fungi; Ascomycota; Sordariomycetes; Sordariales; Chaetomiaceae.